GCGGCUAUAUGUCGGGUCCCCGGGGCGGCGGGCGGCGGGCGGCGGUGCGCACCGGGCAGGGAGCAUGCAGGUCGCGCGCCUGUGCCUGGGGCUGCUGCUGCCCGCGGCGGCCGCGCUGGAGUUCGCCUACCACCACCAGGAGCAGAUGGAAGCGUUCCUGAAGACCGUGGCCCGGAACUACAGCUCCAUCACCCGCUUACACAGCAUCGGGAAGUCGGUGCAAGGCAGGAACCUGUGGGUCCUGGUGGUGGGGCGCUUCCCGAAGGAGCACAGGGUCGGGAUCCCGGAGUUCAAGUACGUGGCAAACAUGCACGGAGACGAGACCGUGGGGCGGGAGCUCCUGCUCCAUCUGAUCGAGCACCUCGUGACCAGGGAUGGAAAAGACCUGGAAAUCACGAACCUAAUCAACAGCACCCGGAUGCACUUCAUGCCUUCCAUGAACCCCGAUGGGUUCGAGGCCGUCCGGAAGCCCGACUGCUUCUACAGUAACGGAAGGGAGAACAGUAACCACUACGACCUGAACCGCAACUUCCCCGACGCCUUCGAGCCCAACGACGUGUCGCGGCAGCCCGAGGCGGCGGCCGUCAUGGCCUGGCUGGAGGCCGAGACCUUCGUGCUCUCCGCCAACCUGCACGGCGGCGCCCUGGUGGCCAGCUACCCCUUCGACAACGGGGUGCCGGCCACCGGGACGUCCCACUCCCGCAGCCUGACCCCCGACGACGACGUCUUCCAACACCUCGCCCACGUCUACGCCUCGAGAAACCCCACCAUGAAGAAGGGAGAUCAGUGUAAGGACAAGAUGGACUUCCCCAACGGAAUCACCAACGGCUACGCCUGGUAUCCGCUCAGAGGUGGAAUGCAAGAUUACAACUACAUCUGGGAGCAGUGCUUUGAGAUUACGUUGGAGCUGUCAUGCUGUAAAUAUCCUCAUGAGGAGAAGCUUCCGUUCUUCUGGAAUAAAAACAAAGCUUCACUAAUUGAAUAUAUAAAACAGGUGCACCUAGGUGUCAAGGGUCAAGUUUUUGACCAGAAUGGAAAUCCAUUACCCAAUGUAAUUGUAGAAGUUCAAGACAGAAAACAUAUCUGCCCUUAUAAAACCAACAAAUUAGGAGAGUAUUAUCUUCUCCUCUUGCCUGGGUCCUAUGUAUUAAAUGUUACAGUCCCUGGACAUGAUCCAUACCUCACAAAGGUGGUUAUUCCAGAAAAAUCUGAGAAAUUCAGUGCUCUUAAAAAGGAUAUUUUACUCCCAUUCAGAGGGCAACUGGAUUCUAUCCCAGUAUCAACUCCUUUAUGUCCUAAGAUUCCUCUGUAUAGGAAUUUGCCAAGCCACUCAGCUGCAACAAAGCCUGGUCUGUUCAUAUUUCUAGUGACUGCCUUUCACAUAUUUGUCAAAUAAAGCAAAAUGUGAAAUACAACCCCCCAUCAUCACCUGGAAUCAGGGAUUUCAUGCCAGGUUACUGCAACUCUUAACUCCCCCUGUGGGAUCUUGACUGAACAAACUCCAUGGCCCUUCCCAGAGAAGAGAAACAGUGGUUUUCAAAUCACAACAAGCAACAUGUGGUGGUGAUAACAAAAGGAAUGAUUUGAUCUUGAUGAAUGGAAGAUACUGACCUUUCAAGUAGUCCACUUAAUCUUGAAGUUGUCUUAGAAAUUUGUAAGAAAAACUUGAGAAUCAAGAAAGAAGUUUCUGCAAGAAAAAUAUGAAGCAAAUUUUGUACACAGAGAGCCAGCUGAAUAUAAGCAAUGAAGAUGAACAUUCAUGGAUUACCUACUAUAUCCGAAAUCUUGCCAUGAGUGCUAUAUGUGAAGAUAGAGGAGGUGCCAUUUAUAAUUCAUUCCCAGCACAGGGGAAAAAUGAUGAUAGGACUGAAAUAUUUCAUUUCAUAAAUGUUCUAAGGAAAUAUGAGAGAAAAGAGGCAACCAGGUCUCAGUGGCCCAAGAAAAUAAGGGCCUAAUGGGAUGGCAAGGUUCUAUCUACAGAGCCCCAAAACAACAGGUCAAUUAGGCGUCCCUGCCUUUCUGCAGAUGCAGAUGCCAUAGUUCUGUCAUGCUGAUGACCCCCAAAAGUGUAGCUCUAGCAUCUCGCUUGAGCUUCAAAUUCAAGUGCAGCUUCUCACUAUACAUAUCCACCUGGAUGUGACCCACAGGUACCUCAACUCAUCAUGUUGAAAUUGAACAUAUUUUCCUCCCUGGAGCUGCUUUUCCUCCUAGAUUUUCUCUGAACCACCAAACGAGAAACCUGAGAGUCGUCCUUGAUACUUUGUCCUCUUUCCUCAUCCCAUAUAUUCAGUCACUCGAGAUUGAUGUUAAUUUUAAGUGUUAUAUUAUAAAUUAUAAACCCUCUCUCCAUGGCUAGUAACAUUGUCAAGUUUAGGCCAUCACAGCUCACCGGCACCACUGCAGCAGCUUUACUGGUCUCUGCUCCCAGGCUUCUCCUCUUCAAAUCCAUCUUCCACACAGAACUUGGGAAGUUCUACUUAAAACAAAAAACAAUCAACUUGCUUAAAAUUCAUGUUUAUGUCUUCAGAGCCCAGGACAGAGUAGAAACCAAAUGAAUGAGUAAACAAAGAGUUCUAGGAACCUAUAGUCCCAGUCCCUCCCACAAGCUGUGUUGGGCUUUGAGUCAUUUUGUCAGAUGAGGGCCUCUGCGUUGGCAAUCUCCAGCUUAGUAGUCACACUGACAGAAGAGUUUUCAAUUAUGUCUCAACAAAUAAAUUUGAAUACAGUGUUUUUACUAUGCUUUGCCUUUAUCCUAAGGUUCAUAGUAAACGUAUUGUUACCUGUUAACAACACAAGCUACCUUCUUUUGUCAUCAGAAAACAAAAGUUCUACCAUUGGUACUCAACUUGAAGCAACUGUUCUCCACCUGCUAUCAUGAGAGUUAACCUAUCUUAGAACAUUUUAUCUAAGAAUUGAGAGGGGAAACAUCAAACAAAAAAACAGCAACUCAUAAGCAGAUGUCUAAGUGCUAUAUAUUGCUCAUGGAAUGUAAGUUGCCUUGGGUCUUUCAACUGAGAGUUCUCUAGGAUCUGAAAACGAAACUAUACUGGGCUUGGCACGUGAUGAGUACGUGAGAACCACAAACGAAUGGGAGCUAUUCCUGUGCCAACCUUAUUCCAUACACACAAAUCAUGCUUGUUAAUCUAAACAGAAUUUGUGAUCUUCCUAUUUCUUAUAAAAGUCUGGUAAUAACUUGAAUUAUCUGGAUCAUUUUUAUUUAAAUAAACUAAUUUAUACAUGAAUGUAUUAAUAUUACAGAAAAUGAUUUUGGUAUGCUAUAAAGCACAGAAAACUCGAUUUAUCAUCAAGCCUUGUUUUUCAAUCAGUCUGAGUCCCAACUUUUCUACAAUACCAAUUUUCAAAGGGACAUGAACCAAAAUCUGAACUGGUUCACAAGCCUUAAUGUAAUUUCCUUAAGGAAAUAAUGUUUUAAAAUCAGAAAUUUUAUCAAAAUCAUUUAGACACAAGUAAAACAAAAUAAUCUCCAAACUAAAUCUAAACCAAACCUGAGUUUAAUACAGAGCACGCUCAGGGUACCUAUUUUGCAGCAAAGUACUCAGAAGUAAACUUUGUAGUGAGGGUUUAGGAUAACCGAAUCUCAAGUAUACUCUCCACCAACCAAGUUCAGUGUCCAAGGGGAGAAACCGGAAUUCCAACUCUCCUUAGACCAGAGCCCCAAAUCUCCCUGCAUGACCUCUUUCCUACUAUCUCUUACUCCCUUAUGGUGGUUAUGCUCCUCAGCUUCUAAGUUCAGGUAUAAAUUCCUUCUAUGGAGAAAACAACAUGGUAAAAUUUUACAAGAUAAAAGAACAUGGGAGUUAAAUUUGCAAGAACCCCACGUUCAAACCCAUCCCACGUUCAGUUUCCUUACUUGUAAAAUGAAGACCCUUGCUUGACUGUUUCUGUGACUAUCUAAAAGCUGUGGUUUAAGAUGCCUUAUUUUGAUGUCAUUUUUGGUGCUUGCCCAGGCGCAGAGAGGAUAAUUAACACUAAGUGGCAUAAAUAUUUUGAAGGCAGCAUAAUAUAUCUUCUUAAAGACCAGGUCUUUUGCCUCAGAUAACAAACAGAAUUGACCGGAGAACUGAAACACUGGUUAGCUGGGAUGGGCAUUUACUGUUUAAGGAAUCUCCUGAACACAACUUUUUUUUAAUCUAUCUAAAUUAUGAUAAACGUUAACGUGAAUAAAUCUAAAUGGAGGGGAGUACUGUAGAGAAAUGUGAAGUCUCUACAGGUAAAUGUCAAUUUGAUUUUGGUGCUUAAUUAUCAUGUUCAGACUUGAGCUGUUACAUGUAUCAGAGAUAUUAAAAGCUUCUCAGCAUUUUUUAAA
Canis lupus familiaris (dog) is the source of this 4327-nucleotide messenger RNA. RefSeq names its product carboxypeptidase M (gene CPM). The record is from RefSeq and is a predicted model, not a curated record. Gene Ontology annotation, molecular function: metallocarboxypeptidase activity; zinc ion binding. Gene Ontology annotation, cellular component: cell surface. The transcript has 9 exons. Lineage: Eukaryota; Metazoa; Chordata; Mammalia; Carnivora; Canidae. The coding region runs from base 65 to 1396 and encodes 443 amino acids. Gene Ontology annotation, biological process: proteolysis.